This is a messenger RNA of Botrytis fragariae, 1122 nucleotides long. Its product is annotated as putative camp-dependent protein kinase catalytic subunit protein. Gene Ontology annotation, molecular function: ATP binding; cAMP-dependent protein kinase activity. Gene Ontology annotation, biological process: peptidyl-serine phosphorylation. Lineage: Eukaryota; Fungi; Ascomycota; Leotiomycetes; Helotiales; Sclerotiniaceae. Bases 1 to 1122 code for a protein of 373 amino acids. The transcript has 7 exons. Gene Ontology annotation, cellular component: nucleus; cAMP-dependent protein kinase complex. The record is from RefSeq and is a predicted model, not a curated record.
AUGGCUGAGACCACGACGGCUGCGGCUGAAGAGGAAAGAAACUUCGUGGCUCACUUCAAAGAGCAGCAAAUUUUGCCCCCUGAUGAAAUCCAACAAAACCCAAGGAAUGAAGGUUUGGGAGCAAGUUCGAGAAAUUUGAGUGUGCGAGACUUUGAGUUGGUGAGGACUUUAGGAACCGGCACAUUCGCUCGCGUCUGGCUUGUACGUCUUGCGAACCCCGCUGAAGAGGAUCGCGAUAAGGUUUUUGCGCUGAAGGUCUUACGGAAAGUCGAGGUCAUCAAACUUAAACAAGUCGACCAUGUCAAUCACGAGCGUUCGGUUCUUUCAGAUGUUGCUGGGCAUCCUUUUAUUACUACAUUAAUUACUUCUUUUUCUGAUCAUGAUUCACUGUAUAUGCUGCUUGACUACUGCCCUGGAGGUGAAGUAUUCUCCUAUCUACGAAAAGCCAAACGAUUCGACGAGAACACAGCUCGAUUUUAUGCCGCGGAAAUAGUUUUGAUUCUUGAAUUUUUACACGAACGAGAAGGGGUUGCAUAUAGAGACAUGAAACCGGAGAACCUGUUAUUGGAUGCUGAGGGACAUAUAAAACUGGUUGAUUUUGGAUUCGCAAAACGUUUGGGAAACAGGGAAACAUAUACUUUAUGUGGUACACCAGAGUAUCUUGCGCCAGAGGUUAUUCAAUCGAAAGGCCAUACGACGGCCGUCGACUGGUGGGCUUUGGGUAUAUUAAUAUAUGAAUUCCUCACAGGAUAUCCACCCUUUUGGCAUUCAAAUCCAAUAGAGAUUUACAAGCAAAUCGUUAGCAAGCCAGUUUCUUUCCCUGCCGAACCUGCCAUUUCACCUGCGGCAAAAGAUAUCAUUCGCCAAUUCUGCACGCUCGAUCGAUCACAUCGUCUCGGAAAUAUAUCUGGUGGCGCUGCACGGGUUAAAGAUCACCCUUUUUUCCAAGGAGUGAUUUGGGAAGAUGUAUAUUACAGGAAAUACCGUGGUCCAAUUAUACCCCCUUUGAGAUAUCCAGGCGAUGCUCAAAAUUUCGAUUUAUACCCCGAUGAAAAAGAAGGAAGAGAACCAUACACAGAGGAGCUCGCGGCAAAAUACGAUGAUUGUUUCAAGGGUUUUUAG